This is a messenger RNA of Verruconis gallopava, 2277 nucleotides long. RefSeq lists its product as uncharacterized. Bases 209 to 2050 code for a protein of 613 amino acids. The transcript has 3 exons. Gene Ontology annotation, biological process: transmembrane transport. The record is from RefSeq and is a predicted model, not a curated record. Gene Ontology annotation, molecular function: transmembrane transporter activity. NCBI's taxonomy places the organism in Eukaryota, Fungi, Ascomycota, Dothideomycetes, Venturiales, Sympoventuriaceae.
UUUAUAAAAAGUGACCGCAGAUCGCGUGCAUUUCCUCUGCUAUCUUCCUGCAUCGCCUGUCAUAGUUGCAUAUAGCUUUAUAAUAAGACGAAAUCUGUGCUCUUCUUUUCCAAUCAUCUCGCAAGUAGAACCAUUGUUGUCAAAUGAAUAGUGCUCCUCACGUCGGAUCAUUACCUCAUUAAGAUUUCCAAGCUAACCCUCACACGCAAUGGCUGAAGAGCGGACCUUCGAACCUAUAGCUGCUGGAAGAGGAUCAGAGAGCCGUCCACGCCCUGGAAACCGAUCACGUUCAAGUUCAAGAUCAAUCAGAUCGCGGCUGAGUUCAGGACCAAAUUUAGGUCGAGUAUAUUCUGCGCAGACAUUUGAUGAUCACUAUGGUGUAUAUUCCACACCACCGUCACCGAAUGCGGAGGGAAAAAACCUACCUGUCGCCGAGGAUGGUGCGGACUCAGUGAACAUCUCGAGUGAAGCGGAGACUUGGAAAGAUCAAGAUCGAGAUCUAGAAAAACAAGAGACAGAAGAGGAACUUCCAGAGCCUGAGCCAGAGAUUCGUUUCGGCAUUCCGAACGAGCGAGAUUUCAGGAGCGAGGGUGAAGAAGAAGAAGAAAUCGGAUUAGAGAAGACGAAGACAGGAAGGUCGUUAAAGCGAGAUCCCACUGUGGUAGACUGGGAUGGCGCCGACGAUCCAGAGAACCCAAAGAACUGGAGCAUGAAACGAAAAUGGGCGGCAACAUUUGUUGUCAGCGCCUUCACAUUCAUUUCGCCGGUUUCAUCUUCAAUGGUUGCGCCUGCACUAACGAAAGUCGCGGCCGACUUUCAUAUCACGAACGAGACCGAAACCGCUUUGGUGCUCUCUAUCUUCGUGCUUGCUUAUGCAAUUGGGCCUCUUUUCCUCGGUCCUCUGAGCGAGGUGUACGGCAGGGUUCGGGUAAUUCAGUACAGCAAUCUUUUUUUUCUCGCCUGGAACAUUGGCUGUGGCUUUGCUCAAAGUUCUGGUCAGAUGAUGGCAUUUCGUUUUCUUUCCGGUCUUGGUGGCAGCGCUCCUCUAGCGACUGGUGGUGGGGUUUUGAGCGACAUAUUCACAGCUGACCAGAGAGGAAAAGCCAUUGGAAUUUACUCGCUGAUGCCGCUUCUUGGGCCAGCAGUUGGUCCCAUAGCCGGUGGCUUUAUUGCGGAGAAAACAACCUGGAGAUGGUGCUUUUGGAGCACUUCCAUCUUGACCGUUGUCGUUCAGGUGAUCGGCUUCUUCUUUUUGCAGGAGUCCUACGCGCCAACGCUUUUGCGCCAGAAGGCUGCCAAGCUUAGGCGGGAAACGGGAAACGAGAAGUUACACACACCAUUUGACUCCGAAAAGAAAUUGUCAAAGGUUCUUCGUGUAGCCUUGGUUCGACCGUUUCGCCUUCUGUUCACGCAAAUUAUUGUCCAGGUUAUUGCAGUUUACAUGGCAUACCUUUACGGCCUAAUGUAUCUGUUACUGUCAACAUUCCCUGGUUUGUGGACAAAUGCAUACCAUGAGAAUUCUGGCAUCGGAGGUCUCAACUAUAUAUCCUUGGGCUUAGGUUUCUUCCUCGGGACUCAAAUCACGGCUCCAUUGAUCGACCGCAUGUAUCGAAGGCUCAAAAAGCGUAACAACGGUGUUGGAAAGCCAGAAUUUCGGGUCCCGAUUAUGUUUGUGGGCAGCCUUUUCAUCCCAGUCGGUCUAUUCUGGUACGGUUGGAGCGCCAAAGCCCGUAUACAUUGGAUCAUGCCAAACAUUGGCGCGGUCAUCUUCUCCGCUGGUACUAUUGUGUGCUUUCAGUGCAUGCAAACAUACAUUGUCGAUAGCUACACGAGGUAUGCAGCAAGCGGCGUAGCAGCUGCGGUUGUUUUGCGAAGUCUUGCUGGAUUUGGUUUUCCUUUAUUCGCUCCGUAUCUCUACUCGAACCUAGGCUAUGGUUGGGGUAACAGCUUAUUGGGAUUUGUCGCUAUUGGCAUUGGUAUUCCUGCACCAUUUUUCUUCUGGUUCUACGGCGAAAAAUUGAGGGCUAGAAGUCAAUAUGCUGCCGGCUAACGAAGGAUUUUCAAAAGUUAUUAUUGCAUAGCAUUGAGGGACUCGAUCAUUCACGGUUAUUUUUCUGAAUGAUCUUCAUAGUUUCUUUCAGCAUAGUUCAAUGUUUAUAUCUGCAGGAGAGCUGCAGUUCUAACGCUUAGGUAGAUGCAUAGUGAGCAGGAUUGAGUCCUACCUCGACUGCCUUAAUUUGUAAUGCCAGGUUUAAAGAUCCUGGACGAUUAAAUGCA